Messenger RNA from Mollisia scopiformis, 1209 nucleotides. RefSeq lists its product as uncharacterized. NCBI's taxonomy places the organism in Eukaryota, Fungi, Ascomycota, Leotiomycetes, Helotiales, Mollisiaceae. Bases 389 to 1174 code for a protein of 261 amino acids. The record is from RefSeq and is a predicted model, not a curated record. The transcript is spliced from 4 exons.
CAUGCUCACUUCGGACGAUUGGAGGGAUUUCAAAUGCGCGUUUUACAAUUGGAUGGGGCAUGUCUUCUCUUCACAUAGCGGAGGAUGCGCUUGGGUGUUGAAACGGGGGCUUGGAGUGAGGGAGACAUCUUGAGGUCUUUUAUUUGGUUGAGUUGGGUUUUCUUGGGGAUUGGGAAUUCGUGUUUUGCAUGCAAGUCUUACGACGGAGGGAAUUGGGAUGUCACUGUUCCUUCGAUGAGUGAGUGCUAUGGCCGGCGCGAGGUUUUGGGCUUGCUUGAGUGAGUGAGCAAAAGAGAGUCGAUUUCCCUCGUGGAAAUGGAAGGAACAAGAGUAGGACUUUAUUUUCUAUUCAUUUACUUUCUUUCUUUCCUACAUUCAUUCAUUCCAAAUGUCUGUUCUCAAUAUGCACAUUAUCAUCCAUUCAUUACUGUUCCUCGCGACGGUCAUCCCAGCAGCUCACGCUUUCACGAACGGGUCCCUCAUUCCUGCGUAUUUCUGCAAUCCAAAACCAGAUGGUCUGCCGAAGAGUUUGGGCGAGUUGAUCCCGUUCACGGUUAAGGAUCAGAAUAAUGCGCUGGCGUUUAAUAGCAAUGCAUCCGCGAACUUGAACGUCGUCGCAGUCACAAACUCCCAGCCCGGAAACACAGGCUACAUGCUAGCAUCCUUCCACAACACCGUCAACCGCAUAACCCCCAUCGAACCCGGCCUCGGCGUCACCCUCGCCAACAGCACCUCCACCUCCCUAAUAGCAGGCAAACCCAACCUCCUAAUCCUCGACUCCCUCGCCGCAGGCGUCGCCCUCGACGGCGCGAUGCUGCACGCUCGCGACGCGGACGGGGUCCCCGUGGGCUCGUUCUCGGAUACGGGCGGUGUCUUUGUAGUGUUUCCGGGUUGUGGGAAGAAUAAGGAGGGCGGCUGGAAUGGGGUUGUGCAUUCGAUGGUUAUUGGGUGUAAUCAAACUUAUACGAAAUUGAGCUACCAUGCCCCGAAGUGUGCGCCGGGCCCGAUUACGUUGGGUGGGUUGUCGGUUACGGAUAAUGGGUUUGGGGUCUGGAAUAAGACGUUUGAGGUUAGCGGGUCGGAGUGUAAGACGAAUGGCACUACGAAGGCGGCGAAGGUGGUGGUUGAGGAGCUUGAGGAGGUGGGUGUUGGGAAGAGGUUUUGGCGCGUUUAGAGGGUUUGUCUGCUAGUUUAGACUUUGAGAGGGGG